AUGGCACGACCGUUGGAAAAGAUCUCUGAUAUUAACGAUGAAAAGGAACUUUGGAAAGUUGCUGUUAAAAUACAUCACAAAUGGAGUGUCAUCUCUAACAACAAAGAACAUUUUGAGAUGGUUGUUUAUGAUUCUGAGUGGCUUUGUUCUAAUAGGUUUAUAUUUGGUUGCAUGGAGGUGGUAAAAAGUGGAAGUGAUAUUCAUGUUAUCGUACCUCCCGUUUAUAGGCAGAAUUUUGAUCCGCUGUUUGUUGUUAAUGAUACUUACACUAUUGCAAACUUCCAAGUUCAGCUGAAUGAUCUGCUGUUCAAACCUUCUGCUCACAAGUACCUCCUUAAAUUUACUGGUGGGACAAAAGUUGGGGAUAGAAAUGUCCAUCAGAUUCAGGAAAAGGCUUGCAGGCUCACUCCUUUUCUUGACAUUUUAACUGGGAAAUGGAAUAAAGAUCAACUUUUAGAUGUUAUCGGAGUGGUUGAUGAAAUUGGGUACACACAGGUCCAGGUGGGAAGUAAAAAGCAACAGGUCAACUUUGUCAUUCGCGACUUGGGCAACAACACUAUAACGGUUACGUUAUGGGAGGCGUACGCGGUGCAGUUUAUCAACUACGUUGAACAGCAGGUCGAUACUGCAAUUCCUAUUGUGAUUAUGAUUCAAUAUGCCAAAGUCAAAGAAGCUUUUGGCAAAUAUCCUCUAUCUGUUACCAAUACUUACAAUGUCACCAAAGUGGCUAUUAAUGAAGACACGGAAACAAUCAAACAAUUUGCUAAAAUGUCCUGA
This is a messenger RNA of Vicia villosa (hairy vetch), 777 nucleotides long. RefSeq lists its product as uncharacterized. The record is from RefSeq and is a predicted model, not a curated record. The transcript is spliced from 6 exons. The coding region runs from base 1 to 777 and encodes 258 amino acids. Lineage: Eukaryota; Viridiplantae; Streptophyta; Magnoliopsida; Fabales; Fabaceae.